This is a messenger RNA of Xiphias gladius (swordfish), 2334 nucleotides long. It is a transcript of the gene tmub2, whose product is annotated as transmembrane and ubiquitin-like domain containing 2. NCBI's taxonomy places the organism in Eukaryota, Metazoa, Chordata, Actinopteri, Istiophoriformes, Xiphiidae. Gene Ontology annotation, molecular function: protein binding. The transcript has 5 exons. The record is from RefSeq and is a predicted model, not a curated record. The coding region runs from base 554 to 1552 and encodes 332 amino acids.
GUUACCAAAACAAGCGCCCCCGCUGGCCGGCUGUGACGCGAUCACGCCGCCGCCUCCUCGGUGUUUAUUAUGUGGUUUUUAAGGAGCAGCCGCUAACUAGCAUCCAGCACCGUCUCCAAACAUGCUCUGACUUUGCAGCAGGCAGGUUAUGAUUCUCUAACCUUCUUCCUUUAAAACAAAACAAAACAAAACAAAGGAACCAGGAACCAAAAGUUUGCAUCCUCUUGUUUUCUACUGUCAUCGUAUUCGCCAGGGUCGGGACCUGGGGAUCAAAUCUAGCGUCUUCGGUCAUAGAAAUACCAGACGUGCCUCGGUUCCAGCUUCUCGGUUGUGAAGAUUUUUCUUUUUGUCUUUGCCAUUGUGACGGUCAACCCCUGCACGUCUUUGGGUUUCCCGAGAGCUGGUUGGACAGAACGGGCCGUUUAGGGACGUCACGGUAAAGCCGGCGUUGCCGUAGGACAGUCCCGCUGCUUCAGGGGUGAAACAGUGUCCACAACGGCCUAAUUCAACCAGGCAUCGUGAAGGGGCCGACGGCAGGGUUCGGAGGACAGAGAUGGCAGUGUGUGCACUGACCAUGUUGGAUGGGAUGGAGGAGGAGGUAACGGCAGCGGGCGGUGUGUUGCUCCUGGUCCUGGCCCUGGUCUUGGCUUGGCUCUCCACUCAUGUGGCCGACCGGGGAGACCACAUACUGGGCACCAUCCUCACCGUGGGCGCCCACGCCUCCCUGAUCGGACUGGGAGGCCACGACAGCUACAGCGGAGGGUCUCCCAGAGCCGACACCCCCGAACAGCAGACCCCGCCGCCGUCGCAGGAGAACAAGCCGGAUGACGGCGAGCCGGGGACUGAGAGAGGAGAGGGGGAGGGAGCGGAGGGGGUGAGGACAGAUCUACUGCUGGACAUUCAGAGCAAACAACCACAGGCUGGAGGACUGCAUACUUCUGAUGAGGAGGAGGAUGAAGUUGAUGAGGAGGAGGAGGAGGAGCAGCUGGAAGCGGAAGAUAAAAAGGUUAUAAAGUCUAUCCCUGUUUUGUCCAAUGCCAUCUCCCUGACCUCCACUGCUACUACCACCACCUCCAUUUCUGUCCGACUGAAGUUUUUAAAUGACACAGAGGAGCUGGCUGUGUUAGAACCACAGGAUACAGUGGGAGAGCUGAAAAGUAAAUACUUCUCAGGUCGGGAGCAUCAAAUAAAACUGAUCUACCAGGGCCAGUUGCUGCAAGAUCCCAAGAAGACUCUGUUAUCUCUAAACAUCACGCACAACAGCGUGAUCCACUGCCACAUCUCCCAGGCGCUGCACGAGGCCAGUCCAGAGGAAGGGGCUCAGUCUGUGGCCGGAGCGGGAGUCGGGUCCGGGGUCUCCGGGGGAUUCCGAGCUGCGAGCAUGGCCAUCAGCACCGGCAGCCUGGUGGUGCCUGUGUUCGUGGUGAUACUGGCUGUGGUGUGGUACUUCCGCAUCAACUACAGGCAGUUCUUCACAGCCCCUGCGACCAUCUCCCUCGUGGGAGUCACUGUGUUCUUCAGCUUUCUGAUAUUUGGGAUGCACAGCCGCUGAAGAGGCAGAGAGGGCACACGCUUGCGGCCGAAUGUUCUGAGGUAGAAUAAAAAUAACUAGAGCAGGUGGGUGAGUGUCAGGAGAGACAGACUAAUCAAAAAGGUUCUCUGUGCCGAGCCCACAGCUGAUAGGAGUGUGAGAGUGUGUGGGUGGUGAGGUGAGCCUGUUUGUGCAUGUACCAAGAUUUAACAGGAAAAAAAAAGAUGAGCGAUUGUACAGUGUUGUAUGGGUAAGAAAGAAUCUGCAGCGUGCGACAUUCUGCUUAAACCAAACCACAAUUUAGCUUAGUGGUCCACGCCAUGCUUUAACACUCUGGCUUCAUCUCGUCUGCUCUUUUAUUGUUGUUAGUCCAGUUUCUGUGUUUUAAGAAAAAAACAAAAAACAGAUGCAAGAAUCUAAAAUCUUUUGGAACCACUCACUGUUGUGCUGUGUGUGCCGGUUCGACUCUUUAGCAUUACUUUGUGUUACGUGAACGAUUCAAGCAAAUAUAAACUAUACAGCUGCCUCAGUGCUAGGCUGGAAAAAAUUCAGAUGUUUUUGUUGCUCAGCAAUGUCGCUAUGUAGAAACAGGUUAAUUUAAAUAAUCACUAGACACGAAAAAAGACACUUUUUGAGAAUAUAUUGUAAUUAUAUUGUGUAUUUUCUGUAAAUAAAAAUGAUCGAAUGAAUCAGAUCAACCUGCAUCUGGCACUUAAAGAUUUGGAGGGGGAUAGAAAACCCUCCUGAUUAUGCUGGACUGCUCUGGCUUCAGUGAUGUCUCAAAUUAAAGCAUUUCAAACCAG